UGGCAACGUUAUGCUUUGAAAUCGAAAAAUUUCCUGGAAUAGAGGAGGUUCUUGAGGGUCAUGUGAUAAUGCUUGGCGUGGCAACAAACCGCAGUUCUAAAGUUAUACGUGUUUUUGUGCCGUUACUAGGCGGACGACGUAGGUUGUUCUGUGCUAAACCAAGCCAGCGACACGUGUUUUCCAGCAGGAGCUACAGCACUUGGAGUGAUAUGGCCGAGGAGGCAAAGAAGCUUGCAGGUUACGCCGCUGUGAAUAACCACGUUAAGAACAACUAUGUGGUGGGGGUGGGGAGCGGAUCCACUAUCGUCUAUGCUGUGGACAGACUUGCUGAGAGGGUGCAGCAGGAGAAUCUCAAAAUCGUGUGCGUUCCAACAUCUUUCCAGGCACGCCAGCUGAUUCUGAAGCAUGGGCUUCCUCUUUCUGACCUUGACCGGCACCCAGAGCUGGAUGUGGCAAUCGAUGGGGCAGACGAAGUGGAUUCCUCUCUCACGCUCAUCAAGGGAGGCGGGGGCUGCUUGACUCAGGAGAAAAUUGUCGCUGAUUGUGCCAGACACUUCAUUGUCAUUGCAGACUACAGAAAGGACUCCAAGUGUCUUGGGCAGCAGUGGAAGAAGGGUAUUCCUGUGGAGGUCAUUCCAAUGGCUUAUGUUCCCAUAGGCAGGGACAUCACACGACGUUUUGGAGGGGAGGUGGUGUUGCGCAUGGGUGUCAGUAAAGCUGGCCCAGUUGUGACCGACAACAGUAACUUCAUCUUGGACUGGAAAUUUGAGAAGGUACACAACUGGAAGGAGGUUAACAUGGCCAUCAAGAUGAUUCCUGGGGUUGUGGAAACUGGACUCUUCAUUGACAUGGCAGAACGAGUUUACUUUGGGAUGCAGGAUGGAACUGUGCGAAUUCGAGACCCCCCAAUUCACUGAAAGCUGCCAAGGCCCCUUUUGCACCUGGAUGUUUUCUGGCCUCAGUGGCUACGACAGACUUCCACUUUCACUGAUUCUGCGGGGGGGCUUUCUUUAGUUCCACCAACCAAAAUGUCUUCCCACGGAAAAGGGACAGGAGAGCGAAUUUCCACUUCACUCUGAGCUCUCUGGGUUCCUGUGUGAAUAAGAAGGUGCUGAAGAUGUGCUGAAAAAGGAUGGCUUGACUGAGGACUGUUACUGUGGUCCUUAGCUUUUGGUUCCUUUUGUGAUGCCAGCUGCAAGGUAAACAGUCCAACAUUGGCAAGCAGACCUCAAGGAUGAAAAGCAGUCCCCAGAAAGACAUGAACAUUCACAUGGGUCAGCUAUUAUGUUUCUCACCAUGACCAAACUUCUCCUUAAUUGUUGCCUUUCUUGGAUAUGGUAGCCAUUUGUCUGGCUCCCUUUUCAGACUCUAACUAUGGACUAUAAAAUGUAAAAUAUAAUUACUGCAGGAGUCUUAUUUCUGAAGUUUGGUUGUGGGGCAAUUGUCAGUUUUUCACUGUUGAAUAAAAAUUGUUUUUCAGAUAUGUUUUUCCCCUUCUGUUAAGUGGGGAAAUUUUAUUUUUUUUUCCAUGGAUUAAUACCAAGGAGCUGAGAACAUGUAAUAAUUUAAAGGGCAUUGAAUACCUUUGUGAUGACCAAGUGCAAUUUUGCCUUUAAACUUAAUGCAGCAAGUCAAUAAUAACAAGACCACUCUCCCCUUGUGUCUGAGUUCUUAAUCAGUGAAACUUUUACAUCUUCAGGCCAUUUUCCCACAGCUUCUUUUCAUUUAAUUUCAUGUCAUGAAUUCCUCCCUCUGCUCGAGUUGCUUUCCUUCUACCUUCAGAACCGCGGUUAAGGGAAGCUACUCUGGACCCAAAAAUCAGUCCAGAGUUACAGGCUAGCUUCC
This is a messenger RNA of Scleropages formosus (Asian bonytongue), 1845 nucleotides long. RefSeq names its product ribose 5-phosphate isomerase A (ribose 5-phosphate epimerase) (gene rpia). The record is from RefSeq and is a predicted model, not a curated record. Gene Ontology annotation, biological process: pentose-phosphate shunt, non-oxidative branch; D-ribose metabolic process. The transcript has 9 exons. Gene Ontology annotation, molecular function: ribose-5-phosphate isomerase activity. Gene Ontology annotation, cellular component: cytoplasm. Lineage: Eukaryota; Metazoa; Chordata; Actinopteri; Osteoglossiformes; Osteoglossidae. Bases 69 to 917 code for a protein of 282 amino acids.